UACAAAACCAAUUGACCUUACAAAAAUUUUGUGUAGUGAAAUAAAUGAAAUGGUCAAGAAUUUAGUUAAUGAUAAAGGUAUUUUUUUCAAAAUGAGAUUACAUCCGUAUAUUUUUCAAAAGUUAAUUAUUAUUGUCACAAAGUGCAUCCUUAUAACUAUCAUGUUUAUUUGCAAACAAAUCAUUUGCAAACAAAUCAUUCUAAACAUGAAAAUUAACUUGAAUUGAAUUCAGGUUGAUGUUAAAUUGGUGGGUAAAGACGAAGUAACUUACCUCCUUGGUUUCUUCUUAUAAAAGAGACAAAAACAAUUAAAGUUUGAGAAUGUUCCCCCUUCCUUAGCUAGGGUUCUCGGCUGAAGCUUGUCUAGCCGCUAGGGGUCUCCACAGGAACUAAGUUAGACACAACCACAUAAUACAAUCCCUUAAUAAAUAGUGAUUUCUCUAAUUAAUUGGGUUUUGCGGAAUUUUCGUAAGAAACAGUAAUUAAGUCUUCGGUAACUUGAAGGUGUUCAUAUCUGAUCGGGGGGUGCAGCCGAUAGGGGAGGCCAAUAUGUGGAAGACGAUUUGGUCCAUGAAAACGCCACCAAAAGUCCGCCAUUUUAUGUGGCGGUUUGCGAGAGUUUCAUUGGCUACGGGGGACCAGGUGAGUAUGAGAAGUGAGCGGAGAGGAGAUGAUUGUCCCUUUUGCAACUUGAGGGAGACACAAGUCCAUUUAUUUGGGGAGUGUAGCUGGGUCUGUCGAAUCUGGCGGGCAUCAACUUUGGCCAAGUGGUUUGAGAUGAGGGAUGAUAGAGGCUGCUUGGAAUGGGUAGCACGAGUGGCUCAGACAGCAACAGCAGAUGAGUUUGCGGACUGGAGCGUACUACUAUGGUUUCUUUGGAAAGAACGAAACGCACAUCUAUUCAAUGGUGCAAAGUUGGCCGAAGAGGAAAUAGUGGUGCGCGCCCAAGCUUAUCUUGAUGAUUAUAGACAAUACGAGGAGACUUUGGAGAAUUCACCGGGACCAGUCAUGGCGAAAACAUGGCAACGUCCAGCAAUGGGAAAGAUUAAAGUGAAUGUGGAUGCAGGAGUCGUGGAUGGAGGUUUGGGCCUGGGUGUGGUUAUAAGAGAUGACAGGGGGCGCUUUGUGUUAGCGGCUGCAAAGAGAGUCCGAUACGGGAGAGAUCCGGAAUUGGGCGAGGCGCUAGCAGGGGAGUUUGGUCUCCUUUUGGUGCGACAGCAUCACUUGGGAUCCCCAGUACUCGAAACGGAUUGCCUUACGCUGGCGGGCAAGCUAUCGACAGCUAGAGAGGUCCAUACUGAGGUGGGGUUAUAUGUCGAAGUAUAUGUAAGCUGAUGGAGGAAAUUGGGGGAGGCGAGUGGAGACACGUUAGCAGGAUGGCAAAUGAGGCAGCCCAUAAAAUGGCGCAUGUCAAUACGAGAUGGAAUGAAGCGGAGGUCUGGUUUGAUAGACCACCAAUGUGUCUGCUCGAUCAGUUGAAACUCGAUGAUGUAACUGUCUCAUCUGAUUAAUAUUAGCUCCGAGCAGAUUUCUAUAAAAAAAAAAAACUUGA
This is a messenger RNA of Linum trigynum, 1551 nucleotides long. Lineage: Eukaryota; Viridiplantae; Streptophyta; Magnoliopsida; Malpighiales; Linaceae. The record is from the annotation of a GenBank genome assembly.